CGCGGCAGGCAGGGCCCGGGCGGUGGCGCUGCCGCCGCGGCGGAGGCCUCGAGCUCGCCCAGUCUCCGCUAGGGAGGACCCCAUAGCUAGGAACCGAGCCGAGCCAUGUCCAAGCGGGGCUGAAGUGCAGCGAGUCCCGCGGGCCCCUCCGCGUGCACCAUGGGCACCAGCGCCUAGGCCGCCGGCGGCGAGAGGAGCGGCAGUGGGAGGAGGAGGCCGGGGGAGGGCUGGGUCCCUCCCCGGGAAGAUGAGGCGGAGGCCUGGGGAACAGAGCGGGCUGAGCUGGGGCGCCUUCCUCUCAGCCGCCAGGACAAGAUGGCAGCGUCCGAGGCGCCGGCGGCAGGCGCAGGAGCAGCAGCCGCGAAGAGCUAAGCCCGGCCUGGGAGGCGCCUCCCCGUGACUCUCCCGGACAUGCCCAGGACGGCGGCGGCGGCUCGGACACUCGCGCUGCCCGACCUGUGAAGGUAUGGCCUCACAAGUCUUGGUCUAUCCACCAUAUGUUUAUCAAACCCAGUCAAGUGCCUUUUGUAGUGUGAAGAAACUCAAAGUAGAGCCAAGCAGCUGUGUGUACCACGAAAGAAUCUACCCACGGAUCUAUGUGAAUGGUAAAAACUUUGGAAUUGCUCGUUCUCCCAACAGGGUUAGUACUUACUUUCAGACUAAGAACCCAUUUGACAGACCUCGAGGACAGAACUUUUUGUUGCAGACAAGUGCUGUUGCUUUAAAAAAUACUGUAGGUGCUACAAAUGUGUUAGCAGUGCAGGCGCAACAACUUCAAGUUGAGGCACCUCAGACUGGUACACAGGGAACCAGGUUAGAUUUACUGGAUGGAUCCCAGCGUUGUGGAUUGAAGCGUAAGAGUGAAGAGUUGAAUAAUCAAAGUAGCGCAAUGCAGAUAGUUGAUGAACUGUCUAUAUUACCUGCAAUGUUGCAAGCAAAUAUGGGAAACCCGGUGACGGUUGUGACAACUGCUGCAACUUCAAAACAGAGUGGUACCAGUGGAGAUGGAGAUUAUCAGUUAGUACAGCAUGAGGUGUUGUGCUCUGUGAAAAAUACUUAUGAGGUCCUGGAUUUCCUUGGGCGAGGGACCUUUGGACAAGUAGUAAAAUGUUGGACAAGGGGGACAAAUGAGAUUGUCGCAAUCAAAAUUUUGAAGAAUCAUCCUUCUUAUGCACGUCAAGGACAAAUAGAAGUGAGCAUAUUAGCAAGACUAAGUACUGAAAAUGCGGAUGAGUUUAAUUUUGUGAGAGCUUAUGAAUGCUUUCAGCAUCGUAACCAUACUUGCUUGGUGUUUGAGAUGUUGGAACAGAAUUUAUAUGACUUUCUGAAGCAAAACAAAUUCAGCCCUCUACAGCUAAAAGUAAUACGGCCAAUUCUGCAACAAGUGGCCACUGCACUGAAAAAACUAAAAAGUCUUGGUUUAAUCCAUGCUGACCUCAAACCGGAGAACAUUAUGUUGGUGGAUCCUGUCCGGCAGCCAUACCGGGUUAAAGUAAUAGACUUUGGGUCUGCCAGCCACGUGUCAAAGACUGUUUGUUCAACUUAUUUACAGUCUCGGUAUUACAGAGCACCAGAGAUUAUACUGGGGUUGCCGUUUUGUGAAGCCAUAGACAUGUGGUCGCUGGGGUGUGUGAUUGCAGAGCUGUUCCUUGGGUGGCCGCUGUAUCCAGGAGCCCUGGAAUAUGACCAGAUUCGUUACAUUUCACAGACUCAAGGUUUGCCAGGAGAGCAGUUGUUGAACAUGGGAACGAAAACUGCAAGAUUUUUCUGUAGAGAAACAGAUGCACCAUAUUCUGGUUGGAGGUUAAAGACACUGGAAGAGCAUGAGACAGAGACAGGGAUGAAGUCUAAAGAGGCCAGAAAGUAUAUUUUCAACAGUUUGGAUGAUAUAGUGCAUGUGAACAUGGUGAUGGAUCUGGAAGGAAGUGACCUAUUGGCAGAGAAGGCAGAUAGAAGAGAAUUUGUCAGUCUGUUGAAGAAAAUGUUGCUGAUUGAUGCUGAUUUAAGAAUUACUCCAGCUGAGACACUGAACCAUCCCUUUGUUACCAUGAAGCAUCUCCUAGAUUUUCCACAUAGCAACCAAGUGAAAUCUUGUUUCCAUAUCAUGGAUGUCUGCAAAUACAGAUCAAACUCAUAUGACAUAAGUAAUUGCAAUAAAACGCCACUUAUAAGACCAGUUGCCUCAGGCAGAGCUACUAAUCUGACUGCAAACUUCACCAAAAUUGGUACAGUGAGGAGUCAGGCAUUAACUGCAUCUGCCCAUUCAGUUUUACAUCAUGGAAUACCACUGCAGGCAGGAACUGCUCAGUUUGGUUGCAAUGAUGCUUUUCAGCAGGCACUGAUUAUAUGCCCCCCAACUAUCCAAGUUUUUUCUCCUUACAGCAGUUUAGGAGCUCAUUCACUCAUUUUACCUGUGGGAUUCCAGGGCAGAUGUUGUCUUCUUAAAACUAGAGAUCCUAGCACCAGGCCAAAAGGAAUUCCUACAAACCAUGGUAAGCCUACUGGUUACUCAUUAAGGGUAGAUAAUACCGUUCCAUUGGUGACACAGGCCCCUACUAUACAGCCACUACAGAUACGAGCAGGAGUCCUUUCUCAGCCAUGGUCUAAUCAAACUCAGCAAAUAUUGAUUCCUGCUUGGCAACAAAUAACACCUGUGGCUCCUUCUACUGCAACUCUAGCCUCUGAUCCUGUGGCUGGUCCACAAAGAUUUGGAGACUGGGGGAAAGUGAUUCCUCAUGGCAGCCAUUACAAUUCAGUGAUGCCACAGCCUCUUUUAAAUCAAAUAACUUUGUCUGCCACUCAGCCAAUUAGUGUGGGCAUUGCACAUGUUGUCUGGCCACAACCUGCAGCUACCAAAAGAAAUAAACUGUGCCAGAACAGGAGUAAUGUGUUACAAAAUACCAAUAUCCAAAAUUCAGCAUUUAUAUCUCCAAAGAUAAUUAAUGUGAAGUCUGUCAAGAGAGUAAGUUGUAUAGAAGCACAGGACAAUCAUAACUCAGAAGGACAGGAGAGGAACUGUUGCAAAACAUCUGUCAGGCAGGACCCUGAUUCAUCUAUUUCAAACAAACAGCGCCAGGCUAUCAUCAUUGCAGAUUCUCCAAGUCCAGCAGUCAGUGUGAUCACCAUCAGUAGUGACACGGAUGAAGACGAUACAGGACAAAGGCAUUCACUAAGAGAAUGUAAAGGUAGCCUAGAUUGUGAAGCCUGCCAGAGCACUAUGAAUAUUGAUCGUGUAUGUUCGUUAAGCAGCCCUGACAGCACUUUGAGCACCAGCUCCUCUGGCCAGUCUAGUCCAUCGCCUUGCAAGAGACGCAACAGUAUGUCAGAUGACGAACAAGAGAGUGGCUGUGAUACUGUGGAUGGUUCCCCAGCCUCAGACUCUUCAGGACAUGACAGUCCAUUUGUAGAAAGCAGUUUUGUAGACAACACCAAUCAAAAUACAGAAACCAGAAACUCGGUUAACGCAGAAACCAAACCCGCUGUCUGCGCUGUUGUGGUGCCACCAAUAAGAAUAGAAAACAGAUUAAAUUUAGAUGAGCAGAUGGUGAAUACAGAUAACACAUGCCAGCCGCUGAUAAAAGGCCGAUCUAUCCCUGGAAGAGUAAACCAGCCUCCUGCUGUGGGUAACCGUCAGCAAAAAUUUACAUCAGCAUUCCAUCAGCAACCUAUAAAUUUCAGUCAGGUUCAGCACUUUGGAUCUGGGCCUCAGGAGUGGAAUGGAAACUACAGUCAUCGAAGACAGCAGACAUACAUUCCAGCUGGUGUUGCCAGUCAUCCGUUCUCCCUUCCACAUGGAAGUCCAAAUCACAGUACGGUGCAUGCACAUUUAGCUGGAAGUACACACCUUGGAGGACAGCCUGCUAUUCUUCCGUAUCCAUCAUCUGCACCCCUUAAUACUGCGGCACCUGUAGCCCACCUCCUAGCCUCAUCAUGUACCUCAAGACCUAUAUUGCAGCAUCCAACCUACAAUAUAUCUCAUCCCAGUGGCAUUGUUCACCAAGUCCCAGUGGGCAUAAAUCCCCGUCUUUUACCUUCCCCAACCAUUCAUCAGACUCAGUACAAACCUAUUUUUGCACCACAUUCUUACAUUGCAGCAUCACCUGCUUACACAGGAUUUCCACUAAGUCCAACAAAACUCAGCCAGUAUCCAUUUAUGUGAGAACUCGAGUACAGUAUGUAUAGGAAGCUCAAUGAUAAAUGUUUGAUUUAAGAAGAAACAUGGUAUUUAAUAAAUAUUAGCCAUGGCACAACAAGAGAAUUAUUUUUUGAAUCAUGUAGAUUUGGGUGCAAUUUAAACAACCUUGAGCUUUAAAUAACAAAACAAAACUCACUUUUAAUGUGUUUUGCACAUUUGGUAUAACUUGUAUCUUUGGUCAUAUUAUCUUCUUAUAUAGUAACUCCAGACAGGUGACUUACCGGAGCAGAAUUCCAGUUUUGCUCCUUCUAUUUUUUAUAAAAUUGCCUUCUAACUAGUGCAAGACACGUCUACAUUUGGGAAGCCAUUCAGUGUACAGAUUUAGAGCAACAGAUGCACAUAUGGCAGCAGUACAGUGUACAAGUAAAAUGUUUGUAUUGUGUAUCUUGGUGUUUAAAUGUUGAGUCACUUAUCUAAAAAGUUGAGCUGUUCUUCACAUUGCAUGUGUCUUUUGCAUGGGCAAAGAAGAGUUGCCUAGACAUUGCUCUUAAAUGUUGUUGUCCUAAUACUCUCAUCUGCAUUGUAAACUGUUCCCACACAUAGUGCCUUAAAUAUUUGAGGUUGUUAAUGUUAUUACUUAUAUAUACAUGUUGAAGACUGCAGCACUUAAAAUUCAGAUAUUCUGAUUUUUUGAUAGAGUAAUGCUCAUUUGGGGUUUUGUGUGGUAUGAUUUUAGUAUUGGGUGUUUUUCGUUGUCAAGGAGGCAGCAUGUUUUGCUGUAGCUGAAUUCUGCUGUCUGAUUUUUUCAGAAUGAUCUAGCUUCAAGAGAAGAAUUUAGUAGUGCUUAAGAAAAGUCAAUUCAGUAGCUUGUAGUGAUAAACACAAAACAGUAUUUUAUACUGUUAAAUGGAACUGCAAUACAAUCUAAGUAGUAUAUUUUCAAAGUGUUUGUCUAAUUGGAUUUAAUAUGUUUAGAGGUGCAGUAGGCAUGACUUUGACUAGAUUAUGAAAGAAAAAGCAAAAUGCUCAUUGAUUCAUGAUGUGAUUUCAUCUUAGCUUGAGCAAACCAUGCAGUAUUUAAUAAGUAGUAGCAGAAUAUUUACUAUUGAAGCUUGAAAAGAUGUGAGUUCUUUGUGUGCAAUUUUCAUUUAUGCAUGGGAGAGAUUUUAGCCUUUUUCAUUAUAGUAUUUGUUUUAGCUUGUUGGGGUGUUUGCUUAUUUAAUACAUUCCGUCAGGGACGUAAAUUACAUGCUUUUUGCAGUUUCUUUCCUAGAAAGUUUUGUCUUUUUUGUUUUUUGUUUUUGUUCAAAUGAAGUUGCUUUUGCAGCACCAAAGACUUAAUCAUCCAUUUUCUAUAAAAGGUAGCUACUUUUUUCAUAGACCUCAAGUAUACUGUAGUGUAGAGAUGGGAUUUAAAGAAGGUAUUAAACAGGCUGUGUGUUAGCUUAUGGGUAAGUAAUAAAUUGUAUCAUUAUCUUGAAUGUAUCAUAGAUAAGCUGCUAUAUCAUGAUUGCCACUUCAGAUAGCUGUGAAAUUAGUUGAUUAACUAGUUCUUUCUUAGCCUUCUAAUUUCUGUAUAAGUCUAAUUACAUGAAAUAGAAGUGGGGGUUUUGAUUUUUAUUUUGCUUUUACGUUUGGAGUGUCGUAACUACUAUAUUGUAAAUGAUGGAAGUUUAAUUGAAUAUGUUAUUUUGGGGUGUUAUUUGCAUCAGUAUUUUAUCUCCAUUAACUUUGGGCUCAUCACUGCAUAUAAGUGGAUGGAUGGAUGUAACUUAAUUUUUUAUGUUUUCAUAUUGCAUUAUGUAGACACUUAAGAAGCUGUAACUUGCAGGCUUGACUUAACUUUUUUUUAAACAAAAAAUAUUCUGGAAUACAAUAUUUGCAGCAUUGACUGGAAUAAGAGUGCAAAGUAUUUGUUUAACUCUGUCAAUAAGCUAAUAACUGGUAGAUUUUUUCUUUACUCCAUUAAUACAAGCAGUGUUUUAUUUAAUGAAUGUCCAAAUGAAAUAACUGUGCCUAUAUUUGAUGUUGUUUUUUAAAAAAUAACAAAAACUGAAAUACAACAGUGUUAUAUCAUAAACCAAUACCAGCAGUACAUUUUUAAUCACACUGCAAAAGAAACCUAACUUUUCCCACAAGAUUCAGUGUUUUUAGUAACCAACUCUAUGCCUUUUUUACAAAUAUAAAUGUAUAUGUAAAGUAUACAUUAGAAACUAAGAGUAGCCUGAUUAAUUUGAAAUCUUAUCAGCACAUAUAUAAAGCCUAAAUAUAUGGAGUCAAGAAAAUAUUCAAGUAAAUUCGUCAUACACCUUAACACUUCAAACUUGUACUAUCUGUUCUAGCAGAUUCCUAUCCUCAGUUAACACCUUGGUGUUGGGAAUUGAGUUCUCUUGGUGUUACCUCCAUUGCAGGCAGUGGACACACCAAGAACCACCAGCACAAAAGGAUUCAUUUACUUUUGUAUUAUGAUAAAAAAAAUUACAGUGUUCUUUAUUUGGGGCCAUGGGAAUCUCCAUUGCUUUAAUAUAUUUACUGUACUUUUUACUGUACUUAGGAUGUAAAGCUAAUAUGCUUGUUAAAUUGACACGUUUACCUGUAUGGCACAAUAUUAUCCUAUAAAUUCACAAGAAAAAUGUACUGUAAAUGUGCCCCAAAUUAAGCCUGCUGCUCUUUAUAUAUUGUAAGAAUAGAAAUGUGUUUGAAUUUCAAAGAACUAAAUAUUUGGGAUUCUGCCACAACCUAAAUUCUGAAUAAUGAAAUGUUUGUGUGGUACCGAUCCUGCAAUAAGCUUUUGCACCCAUGUGGAGUCCAGUUGACUUCAGUGGGAUUUUGUGCAGGUGUCCAAGGUCCAUCUGUAUAGAACUGCUUUCAGGAUUGGUGCCUAAAUCUGUGGAAACAGUCAUCCCUCAUCAGUGAAGCAUAUACACAUCAGAUUGUUUUAAUGCCUUUUUUAAAUAAAACACUGCAUGACUACAGAAUUGCAUAUUUGCAUACUAUUUUAAUUUGUGAAUUAUUUUAUAUGAAUUUCUUGUAUUCAGUUUUUAACUUUAAUUCAGAGUGUUUUUAUUAAUCAGAUAUGCUACUGUAUUAACUAAUUCUUUUGGUUUAAAUUUUUAAAUUUUCUGCAUUUCUAAUUUUAACUUGGUUUGUGUUAAGUAAAAGUUAAAUCACACUGCAAGCUGUAGGAAGAUUGUUUUAGAAAUACCCAAGGAUGUAGACUUGAUUAUUAAGUUUGAAUUGUUACUGUUUAACAAUUUGUAGACUUGUGGCUUUUUUUUGUUUGUUUGUUUGUUUUUUUGCUUUUGGUUUCUAUGCUACACUAGUUCGCCAUGUAGCAAUUGCACUGUGCAAUAUUACAAUACGAGGACUGGGAAAAAUUUUUAUGGAUGUAAUGUCUCUUACAGUUUGCGAUAGUAUUUCUCUCUAGUUCUCAGUGAUUUAAAUGUGACCAAGCCUUCUGUACUUUGUCACAAAAAGCGGGUUUUCCAGGUGACUAUUUUGGUGAGUGUCAAAAUAAGAAUUUAUGGUGUAUUACUGUUGAGAUUCACUUUGGAUUAAAAUAUAUAUUGCAGCAAAUAAA
Molecule: messenger RNA, 7715 nt
Organism: Caretta caretta (loggerhead turtle)
Lineage: Eukaryota; Metazoa; Chordata; Testudines; Cheloniidae
Gene: HIPK3
Product: homeodomain interacting protein kinase 3
Biological process (GO): peptidyl-serine phosphorylation; peptidyl-threonine phosphorylation
Cellular component (GO): nucleus; PML body; cytoplasm
Molecular function (GO): ATP binding; protein serine/threonine kinase activity; protein tyrosine kinase activity
Source: RefSeq, a predicted model, not a curated record